Molecule: messenger RNA, 1704 nt
Organism: Gossypium arboreum
Lineage: Eukaryota; Viridiplantae; Streptophyta; Magnoliopsida; Malvales; Malvaceae
Exons: 7
Coding region: 1-1704 (567 amino acids)
Molecular function (GO): zinc ion binding
Source: RefSeq, a predicted model, not a curated record
AUGGGCAAUAGAAGAGAAGCUACCAGUGUUGUUACAUCUACUUUAACAGGUUUAAUUAAUGACAAUUUUAAUAAGAAUGAAGAAAACAUGUCUGGUAGUGAUGUGUCUAGUAGUGAUAGUGAUGCAUCUGAAAGAGUUAAUUUAGAUGGUUUAAACAUGGAUGGUAUAGAAGUAGAUAAACUACGUGAUAGUGAUGAUUCUGGGAGGUUAGAUAGUGCACAUGGAUCUGACUCAGAUGGCCAAAAAUGGGCUGAGUUCAACCUAGAGAAUGACAUGAGUAAUCCUAGACUUAAGGUUGGAAUGUUAUUUAAGUCUAAAGACAGUCUAAAAGAAGCUGCCAAGCAGUUGUUUCAAAGGAGGUAUAUCUGUCUGCAGGCAUACAAAGAUGGCUAUAAGGCUGGUUGUAGGAGGAUAGUAGGUUUAGAUAGAUGUUUCUUAAAGGGAUACUAUGGUGGCUAUUUGCUUGCAGCUGUUAGAAUAGAUACAAAUAAUGGCAUCUAUCCUCUUGCAUAUGCUGCUGUCGAAAGUGAAAAUCAAGCAUCAUGGCUUUGGUUCUUAGAGUUGCUUACAAUAGACUUGGAAAUUAUGAGCUCGUACCAAAUAUCUUUCAUGUCUGACAAACAAAAGGGACUUGUAGAAGCAAUAUGUAUGUUGUUUCCUAAUGCAGAAAUAAGACACUGUGUUAGGCACCUACAUGCCAAUUUCAAGAAGGCUGGUUUCCGAACAAAGGAAUUGAAAUAUUUGUUUUGGAAAGUUGCCAGAGCAAGCACUACAAGGAAGUCUGGGGAUGCCAUGGAUGAACUGAGGAAAGCCAAUCAGCAUGCUUAUGAUUGGUUGAAGGAAAAGAACCCUACUCACUGGUCAAGGUCUCACUUCUCAAUUAGGAGCCAUUCUGACAUAUUGAUGAUACUGGAAGCAAGAGGGAAACCUAUUUUGACCAUGAUAGAAACAAUAAGGACCAAUAUUAUGUUGCUUAUUGUUAAGAAGAAAGAAGAAGCUGACAAAUGGAAAGGAAUUUUGUGUCUAAAAAUAGAAAAAAAGAGGAUUGAGGACAAGUAUCAGGUUGAAUAUGGUCUAGGCAGCCAGCAUGUGGUGGACUUAGUUGAGAAUUCCUACUCAUGCAGGAAUUGGGAUCUCACUGGCAUCCCUUGCAUGCAUGCAUUAGCUGUCAUUCAUUUAAAAGAAGAGUUCCCAAAGACCUAUGUACAAACCUGGUAUACCAAGCAAACCCAGCUUCAAAUUUACUCCAAUUUUGUAAGUCCAGUAAGGGGUCCUAAACAAUGGGUCUCUUUGUCAAACAUGCUAUCAAUAUUGCCUCCUCCCCUAAGAAGGCCACUUGGCAGACCUACUAAGGUGAGAAGGAAAGAGCCUGAAGAACCACAAAUAAUAGAAAGGUUGAGCAAGAGAGGGGUGGAGAUAAGGUGCAAUAAAUGCAAAAGAGUAGGUCACAAUAAGAAGAGUUGCAAAGGGGAAGUUGGCCAAAACAUUCCAGUUAAAAGACAUAAAGUUGAUGUCCCAACUCAGCAACAGGCUACCCCAAAUCAGCAAAAGGGUACCCCAACUCAACAGGCUGCCCUAACUCAGUUACCUACUGCCCCAACUCAUCAACAAGCUGCCCUAAAACAAAAGCUCCCAUUCAAGAGAAAACCAACCACUAUUAGAUGGAUGCCUUCUACUGAAGAGUCAUCCAUGACAGACCAUUGA